Messenger RNA from Blepharisma stoltei, 3226 nucleotides. The record is from the annotation of a GenBank genome assembly. Lineage: Eukaryota; Ciliophora; Heterotrichea; Heterotrichida; Blepharismidae.
AUGUCAUACACUCCCAACUCCAGUGCUAAGCGCGCCCAAAAACUCCAAGAUCUCUGUCGAAAUCUCAAUCUCAAUGCUCUUAUUUUCAUCCUUGGUUUAGACAGCAAGCGAAAUAGACUUGACGAAAAAGCAUUUUUUUGGCUCUUCCAAGGAUUUUCAGGCCAAAACAAACUAAAUUCAGUUUCAGUUCCUUUUAAAUACGAAGAAGUAGCAUGAAUAGUCACUCCAAACUCAUUUGAAAUUUUUGUAGGAAGUGCUUGCAAUGAAUUGGCUGACACAGAAAGUGCAUUUACUGAAAUCCAAAAAAUCAGCUGCAGCUGGAAUGGAGGAAAUGCUACAACAGUCACCAAAGAUGAAGUCUCAGACUCCGAAGCUGCUGAAGAGACUAAAAUCUUAUGAUUUAUUAGGUGUAUGAAAAAAAUUUUAGGUCCUGUAGGUAUUUGCUCAGAUCAGAUUGAGACGUGGCCGCUUAUUCAAGCUUAUGCUAUUGAUAUGUUUGGCUGUGGGUUUUUUUCUAAUAGCCAUCCGCACGUCAAUAUCAGUGAAAUGCUUGAGCCUUAUUUUUGUGAUUUUGAUGAGACUGCUGUAGAUAUUCUGGUUACUGAGCAUCUGCCAAGACUAAAGACAACAUUUGAUCAAACCAUUGAAUUUGUGAAUAAAAGGGGAUAUCCACAGAAAAGGGGUGAUGUGAAAGAGGAAGAUAUUAAAGAUUGUAUAUGCUUGCCCUAUGAGUACGUCAUGAUAUCAAAUCCGAAAGAAGUUGUGCAUAAGCCCAAGCUUAAGCUCUGGGGAAAAUUUGAUGAUGGGAAAGCUCUGGUGAAAAAUGCUACCCACAUGAAUGUGCAAGGAGUUUGUGGGAUUUCUGGGCUUAUGGUUUCUCGAAGCUGGUUUUUUAUACCACAGGGAACUGCUAAAAGCUACUUGGAAAAUAAAGUAGAAAAUGAUAUGGUAGGUGUAAUGGAGCUUUAUAAAGUCCUUGUAGGAAUUACUAAAAAAACUCUUCACCAUAUUUGUGAUCAUUCAGUUCAAGAGUUUAUAGAUUUAUUCUUAUUUGAGCUCUACAAAGAUCACUUAUUUUUAGCAUACCAUAACAUGCUUAGCGCUGUCAGAGAAGGAAUACAAAUAAAUCUAAAUUCCUAUGAUGCUGACGGUGUUUGCCAUGAUUUCAGCCCAAACCAAUACCCAUUGCAUUCUAUACAAAUCCUUAUUUUUAACAUAAAAUCUGAAAAUUUUGAAGACUUAGGCGGACUGUCAUUCGGGGAAAGCUUCCUAAUCAAAGAUGGGAAAAUAAAAAAUCUCACAGAAAAUAUUGAACCUUUUAUUAUGUGGGAAAGCACCGCUAAAAAACAAAUGCAAAGCGAGUUUGGGCAAAGACUUUCAACUUUUGAGAACGUCAAGCUAUACGUUGAAAAUUGGUGUCCAUUUGACGGUGCCUUAAUUGUGUAUGAGUCUGGCUGGGGAUUUAAGUCAGUUCAUCUUGGAGAUUUAGAAUAUGAAAUAUCAAGUUUUAAAAAAAUUGAGCAACACAGCUCUGAUCUUGUCUCAUUUUUUUCAGAAAAUGCAAGAUAUGUAUUCAAAGUCAGUGCAAGGGCUUCAGGAUUUCUUAUGUCAGUUUGGAAUAUUGAAGCUGUUAGCACUGAAGGACCUGAAUAUUUGUAUGUGAGAGGAUUACAAAAGGAAGAAGAGACUGUAAAAGUUGAAGCAGAAACUAAUGAGAAGACAAAACUUUAUAUUGUAAUAGGAAUGCCAGGGUCAGGAAAAACAAGAGCUGCUGAAGAUAUAGCAAAAGCAAUAAAAGCAGAAUUCAUUAAGCCAAGCUUCAAAGAAUCUGUAUAUCUAAAUAAAGAAUUUUGAAGAAAAAGCUUUGAAGACAUAAAGUCUCAAGAAAUAGUUGCCGCAUUGCCUGGGUUUAUGAUGCCUGCUGAUAUCCUAGAUCUGAUUCCUCCACAUGUAGAGCUAAAAUCUGUGAUCGUAAAAAUAUUUAACAACACAUUCUAUAUGAACAAGCGCAAAGAAUUUUUACCACGAUUUUUGCCUCAAAUUCAUGUCUCAAAUUCACUAAUUUAUGAAGAAAAAGACAGCAAUAACGACAUUAUCAAAUUUAUUACAGCGCCAAACCCUAGUUUAGAAGUGUUUUGAAGUAAAGGGUCUAUAAGCCCCCAGCAAGCCAGAACAAUUUUAAGCAGCGCAACUUCUAUUAGGCCUCAAUAUAGCUAUAAACCUCUAUACCAACUGCAAACUCUUUUCAUUAACUGCCCUUUGCCACUAUUAGAAUCUAAAAUCAGACAAAAACUAUUAAACGCCCACACAGCUGAUGAAGGAAAUCUUUCCAAUCGGCUUCAAUGGGAAAACAACAUGCAGAUUUUAUAUGUGAAAGGCUCUGUAUUCCUCAAAGGAAAAACUGAAAACCAAGCAAUGUAUGAUGUUAGAGGCAACACAAAAGAAGUCUUCUUCAAAGAAGGAAAAAGUGAAGAGCCAGGCUUGCUUUUUAUAGGCAGAAAUUUAGAAAAAGAAAAACUUAUUGAAAUGGUAUUAGAAUGCAGAGCUUAUACAUCUAAAUUGCCUCUUAAAACAAGACAACUUUUGGAAUCAGAAGAAAUUAAGAGAGUUGAGGAUACUCUUGGACAGUCAGAAGACUAUUUCUUUGAUGGGACUUAUUAUAUGGACGCUGAAGGAAAACGGUCGCUGCAUCAUCCAGACCUAGAAGACAAGCUGGAAGAGUACAUAGACGAAGAAAAUGAAAGGAUUGGCAAAUUCAAUAGAAGCUUGGAGAAAGAAAACAGCAUCAUUAGAAAAGCUAAUCAAGAAGAAAUAAUUAAAGAAGUAUUCGCUUACUCCCCCCCCCCCCUCCGUGAGCGAACAAAACCAUUAGAAAAAUCGCCAUUUUUUGACCAAAAACCCACCCUCCGCGAGUGAACAAAAAUAUUUUUAAUAGAAAAAAUUUUAAUAGAAAAAAAUUUUGCUAUAUAAGUGAUAAUUAGUAUAAUGAAAUCUAGAGCUAAUUCUGUUUAAUUUUAAACAAAUUGCGUUUUAAAACAUAAAUUUUGCAAAUUAAAUUAAUAUUUGCUUCCCAAUUUUUGCAAAUUAGGAUUUUUUUUAAAUUUCGAAAAAAAUAUUUUUUAUAAAAAUUUAUAUAUAAAUUGUUUUUUAAAAAAAAAAAUUAACCCCCCUCCGUGAGUGAACAAAAUUUUUUUGUUCGCUCACGGAGGGGGGGGGGGGGAGUUAG